AUGGAGUCUUCUCCUCCCAUCAGUGAGAGCACUAGCAACAACCACAGCCGUGGCAAGUUGAAACCGAAACUCUCUCCGGACCGGAUCAGCCAGCACUUUUAUGUGCCCUACAAUACCGACAACCUAAACUAUGCCGACCUGGAAUGGGAGCCGUGCGAUACACGCUUCGUUCUUUGGUAUCACCUCACCACGAAUCUCCAAGCCGAUAGUAUUGCCAUUGCAUACAAUGUCACGUUCCCUGACCACCCGAUGGACAUGACGGCCGAAGAUGCAGCAGGCAUUGUCGACAUGUUGGAGGCACGAUUCCCUCUCUUCAAGGAUGAUUUGACUCCACACGGUCACUGGCAGCAGCCCAAGGAUAACGGAUGGGCACCCUGUGAUCAUGGCAUGUAUUGCUCGACAUUGGCUGCUUUGGACCGGAAGGUCUCUGUCAUGCGGAACCCCCAGAUCAGAACAAGGAAUGAUCGAGGACUUGCCGAGAUGGCGACAGCGUUAUGGCAGGGCACAUGGCAGGAGCUUCUGACAUGUCCUAGAGUCCAUAAUAACAAUGACGCGGGGUCAAUGACUAGACUGUCGAGAUCGAGCAAAGAAAACCAUGGCACCGCCUUCUCUGAAGCUGGAGAAGGCCUGACGAGUUCAGGCUGGCAACAGCUGCCCGCUCCAUCUGCCAAGCCGACCUCCUCGAGAUCCAAAGCUCCUUCGCCAGCGGGCAUCUGGGUUGACCCAUCCUGUCGGGGCUCGCGGUCACCCGGUAAGAAAUCAGUCCUUUCUUCGGAAAGAACACGGGCGCCAGGAAAGAAUGCGCUGCCGUCUCUCGAAGAAGCGGGUUCGGCUGGCAUCAGGGUUGACUCGUCUGCGCGGGAUUUGCAGUCAUCUGUCAAAGAACCGGCAGCGUCCUCUGCAAAAUGGCGUGCGGCUGCCCAAAGGGUGCUGCCAUCGAUUGAGAAAUCGACCUCUACUGGGAAAUCGAGUUUUGCCUCCGCAAAGUCGCACCUGUCGGGCACACGCUCGGCAGCCUCGACGAGAAGGAGAAGAUCACCGAUCGCUUCGGAAAGACCAGAUGGCCCGGGUACAGAUCUUGAUGAACCUGAUCGGAUGCCAGAAAGCCGGUUCGCCCAGUGGUUUGUAUUCGUUGGAGAAAUGGACGGCGUCCGGUUCCUCCUGCAGCAGACGCUCAUCAAUGUCGUUUGGAUAUCAGCGCUGGAUCCUUUCUGCAGACUCGUCAUGCACAACUUGAAAGGCUUCACCAGAGAUUCUUCCAUCAUAACACCUGCCCAGAUCCUCUCGCUGAUCUGCACGCUCACCGGCGCGAAUCAUUUCAUAGGCAGCUCACUCAUGAUGAUGCGGCGUGCCGUCUUUUGUCGAUGGGGGAUCCAGAUCCUACCCCCAGAUUUACCAGAUUUGUCUCGCGCUGCAUAUGUAUUCCAUUGGACACUGGCACUGUUCCUAGCGUUCAACAUAUGCGUCGCCGGCGGUCUGCUAAAUCGUGCGCUGGAGCUGAUGCACGAACUUGCAAUGCAUGUUGGACUGGUGGAAGUCUACCCAGCGUGUGAAAGCAACUAG
Messenger RNA from Capronia epimyces CBS 606.96, 1563 nucleotides. RefSeq lists its product as uncharacterized. NCBI's taxonomy places the organism in Eukaryota, Fungi, Ascomycota, Eurotiomycetes, Chaetothyriales, Herpotrichiellaceae. The coding region runs from base 1 to 1563 and encodes 520 amino acids. The transcript has a single exon. The record is from RefSeq and is a predicted model, not a curated record.